Messenger RNA from Haplochromis burtoni (Burton's mouthbrooder), 3612 nucleotides. Its product is annotated as probable G-protein coupled receptor 173. The transcript is spliced from 2 exons. Lineage: Eukaryota; Metazoa; Chordata; Actinopteri; Cichliformes; Cichlidae. Gene Ontology annotation, molecular function: G protein-coupled receptor activity. Gene Ontology annotation, cellular component: plasma membrane. Bases 584 to 1783 code for a protein of 399 amino acids. The record is from RefSeq and is a predicted model, not a curated record. Gene Ontology annotation, biological process: G protein-coupled receptor signaling pathway.
AAACCCAAAUGGCUCCGUGCUCUGCCAUUAUAUUUGUUAUGUGCUUUGAAUGAUACUGAUUACACCCUCUGCUCUUUAACCGACUGUCACGCAUACACGCAUGCAGAGAGAAAGCAGAAAAUGUUCUUUGCUCAUUUACAACAUCCCUGUUUGUUGGACAUGCCCAGUGUCGGUUGUACUGUGUCUGCUCCAGCCCACCCCCCACCGUACACCCCCAUGCAUUCACUCAAACACCCACACUUGCACAAAGUAUGUGAGCUGUUGUAUCUUAGCAACGAGCAAGGUAAUUACUGAGAGAGCCAAGGAGCUGGCAUGCUGUAGAGCUGCUGAUCUGAUCCCAGCCUUAGAGAAACAGGAAGGCAGAUAUUUCCACUGUGUUGCCCAACUCAGCACUUCUAUAUUCACUGUGUUUAAAUGUGGCGAGGUUGUGGACAAAAAGGAAAGAUGAUUCUGUCUUGUAGAAAAGAUCCUUUCGGCCUCUCCUUGUAAAGACGAGAGAGCCGUGGGAGACGACGGCUGUAGGAGGAUCUGUACUGUUUUUAAAGGGGCCCAAACCAGGCAGGCUCUUGUGGAAGGGGAAAGAAUGGCUAACCAGAGCUUUGCCAUCGACGGCCCUGGCAGUUUGCUGGCUGUGCUGGCCUCUCAGAGUGGACUAGCAAGGGGCGGCAGCAGCAGUGACAGCAGCAACAACAAUGGAGGAAUCUCUGCCACAGAUGUGUCUGCCUACUUUAAGCUGGUCUUCUUGGGGUUGAUCAUCUGUGUCAGUCUUGUAGGCAACCUCUUGGUCUCCCUGCUGGUCCUGCGAGACAGGACGCUUCACAAGGCUCCCUAUUUCUUUCUUCUGGACCUGUGCCUGGCCGAUGCAGUUCGCUCUGCUGCCUGCUUCCCCUUUGUGCUGGUUUCCGUCCACAACAGCUCGGCCUGGACUUACAGUGCCUUGAGUUGUAAAGUUGUGGCUUUUAUGGCUGUGCUGUUUUGCUUUCACGCUGCCUUCAUGCUGUUUUGUGUGGCUGUCACUCGCUACCUUGCCAUUGCCCACCACCGAUUUUACGCCAAACGCAUGACCAUCUGGACCUGUGCCGCCAUCAUAUGCAUGGUGUGGACUCUGGCAGUCGCCAUGGCGUUCCCACCCGUCUUUGACGUGGGGACUUAUAAGUUCAUUCGUGAUGAGGAUCAGUGCAUUUUUGAACACCGCUACCUGAAGACCAACGACACCCUGGGUUUCAUGCUCAUGCUGGCUGUGGUGGUCCUGGCUACUCAUGGCUUCUACGCCAAGCUGCUGCUGUUUGAAUACAGGCACCGCAAGAUGAAACCUGUCCAGCUGGUGCCCGCUAUCAGCCAGAACUGGACCUUCCACGGUCCCGGGGCCACAGGUCAAGCUGCAGCUAACUGGAUCGCAGGGUUCGGUCGUGGUCCCAUGCCACCUACUCUGUUGGGCAUCAGGCAAAAUUUACACAAUCAGCACCGGCGGCUGCUCGGGAUGGAGGAGGUGCGAUCAGAGAGGAGGCUGGGCAGGAUGUUCUACACCAUCACCCUGCUCUUUCUGGUCCUCUGGGCACCGUACAUCGUGGCUUGCUUCUGGAGGGUGUUCGUAAAGUCCUGCACCAUCCCUCAUAGGUACCUUUCCAUCACAGUGUGGAUGAGCUUCGCCCAGGCCGGAGUGAACCCCAUCUUCUGCCUCCUGCUGAACGAGGACCUGAGGAAAGUGCUGAGAGCUCAUCUGCCUACUUACUGGAGGACUAAACAACACCUGCCCCAGGAUGAGGCCUACUGCAUCAUGUGAGAUUAAAAUGAGCCUAAAGAGGGGGAUGUUUCACGUUUUAAGGGGGAAUUUGGAGAGCAGAAGGGUUGCAAUGCACCUUGCUUAAGUGUCAGUGUCUGUUUUGUUGUUUUGCACAACAAAAUCCAAAUUUUGCUUACAAAUCCAGGCACAGUGCCGAUAUCUGAAGAAUGUUUAUAUGUGAAAAAAUGUGUGAGUUGCAAAGGUUUGGAUAGGGCAGUAGAAACGCCCUGGUAACACUUUAAGGGUUUGUACCGCUGAUGACGGACUAUAUAAUUAAUAAAUUGGAAAGAUCACAACAAUCACCGCUCCAGCUAAGUGUGUCAGAUGCCAUUUUAAAAUAACGUUGCCUUAUUUCAGAGGGACACGCCCCAGAGCUUUCAGCUGAGAAUGCGUUUCUGUGUCACAUAAGGCACAAAACAGACACAGAGAGGCUUGAAAUCCUUGAAGAAAUGUGCCGUGGACUGUGAAUAGAAAGUGUUGAUCAGAGCGUUACUAACUCUGAAACACAUCAAGGAACUCAAAGGGUCUAAAUGGAUUGAUAGACCACCCUGGACGCCUUUUCAUGUAUUUCAAAAAGAGACUGCAGAAUAUCAAGUGGACUCAAUAACCUUGGAUACAUUUAAAUAGCUGUUGUGAUCCCAGAAGCCCCUAACAUGCUUGAUUUUUUUGGACUUGAUUUAGGGCGUGUCAGGUUUCUUUGUAUCAUAAAAAAAAAAUUGCCUGUUUUCCUUUAUUUGUAAACAAUACAUGUUAAGCAGAUGACACUAUUUUGAAAUAUGACUUGAUUUCAUAUUGUAUAGACCGUACAGGAAUCUAUAUUCCUGUUUGUGUGUUUUUAUAGAGCAUUUGUGUGUAUGUGUGUGAAAAAGAAAAAAAAAAAGGCAGAAAGAAAAAAAAAUGCAGAGGGAAGUGGAAGGAGACAGAAAGAAAUAAUGAUGAUAGAAAAGGUUCCAGUAACACUGAGUCAAUAUGAAAGCAGCCUCAUCUUGUGGUCUCAAAAUCAUGGAAAAUUGAGCAAUCUCAUCAUAUGGAAAUUUAUCCUUCAAAUGGAUUUUUAAGCUGGAUUUUUAAUGCUAAUGUGCAAGCAAUUGUGAAAUACAGAUGGAUAAUGAAAAAAAGGGAGACAGAAUAAUUAGAAAACAACAGUUGUACAUUGAAAACAGGCCAUAGGAUUUAAUGACUUGAAUGAUGAUGUAUAUUACGUUAUUUGGAAAAAAAAAAAACCCAUUAGGAAGUGUACAUUUAUUUGCAAAUGACGAUCUUGGGAAUGUUUUAAAGUGCUGUUUUGCUCUCACCAGAAUACAAAAAAAAAAGAGAAAAUGAAGUGGCACUUAAUUUGAAUGAAACUUGAAUGUUACCGUGCCAUCUUAUAUCCCCCCCACCCCCGAACAUUAAAGCCAGCACUUGAGUGUCUGGAUCACAGUAUGUUCAAAAUCCAAACAUCUUCAGGUUGUAUACGACCCCCAAUCUGUGUGGUGUAUGAAAACUGGCAAUGAAUACAAUGAAUUGUCUCUCCAAAUUACAAUUCAUGUGACACAAAUGUCUGACCUAUGAUAUGUUAGGCAUAGAUAUACACGUGCAGUCAAUUCUUUUUAAAUGUGGACACUUGCACAGCAUACUGUACUAAGCAUGCAUUCCACUGCAUUUCAUAGAUUCAAAACUGGGGAUUACAACUUGUACAGAUGUUGUUAUGGAAAGAAAAAGUGAAAAGUGAACAGAGGUCCAUAAUUUUUACGUCUGGCAUUCCCUCGCGAGAUGAUAUUCUGUAACUGUACAGUUUAACUGAGUUGGUUCUUUUGCCCACUCAUCAAUAAAGACUCUACUUUUGA